Molecule: messenger RNA, 7726 nt
Organism: Paramormyrops kingsleyae
Lineage: Eukaryota; Metazoa; Chordata; Actinopteri; Osteoglossiformes; Mormyridae
Product: potassium voltage-gated channel subfamily B member 1-like
Biological process (GO): potassium ion transmembrane transport; protein homooligomerization; action potential
Cellular component (GO): membrane; voltage-gated potassium channel complex
Molecular function (GO): delayed rectifier potassium channel activity; protein binding
Source: RefSeq, a predicted model, not a curated record
ACUACUUUAGCAGUGUAGUAAUAUGCACUAGAUUCUCCAGCUUUCAUGCUAAAUUACAGUUUUGCACUCGUGUUUGAGGCAGGGACUUUUAAAUAAUGAGGCGGCUGCUGGUAGUUUAAACAUUUACUGACUGCUCAUUAAUUAUGCUGACCCGAUGUUUUCGGCGACUGUUAAACAAUCUCCCCUCCUGUUCAGCCCUUGUGGAACAUGACUGGAAAGUUAAGAUUGAUGCCCAGUUACGCAAAAACGUAAAGCUGUUUUGACGUCGAGCAUUUACUUUUAAGAUUUAAAAUUAAAAUAAAAAUGUUUUUCUUUUGAAGAAACCAACUUCUUUGCCAUCAAAACUUGUGCGCGCUUAUUUGUCCUGUUGUGGCAGAUAGCGAUGGUUUUCCUUUGGAUCUAAGAAACGGGGUUGUGGGCGUGCUUGCGGCGCAAGAAUGGAGGAGAGAGAAAUCAAAUGUAGACGGUAAAUCCCUCCCGGAUAGAGUCUUCAGGACUGCAUGAACUUUUCCAGCCUUGUGGAAAAUACUUUUUCAGGGAGGAUGAAUAAAUCCGGGUCAAGAUCGAUUUCUUCUCUGCCCCCAGAGCCGGUGGAAAUUCUGCGACGCAAGGCGGGUACUAGGAGAGUCAAACUUAAUGUUGGAGGACUUCUGCACGAAGUUCUGUGGAGAACGCUGGACAGGUUACCCCGCACGAGACUAGGAAAGCUACGAGAUUGCAACACCCAUGACUCAUUAAUCGAAAUAUGUGAUGAUUACUGUCUGGAAGACAAUGAGUAUUUUUUUGACAGGCACCCCGGCGCAUUCACUUCCAUCCUAAAUUUUUAUCGCACGGGUAAGUUGCAUAUGAUGGAAGAAAUGUGUGCCUUGUCCUUUAGUCAAGAGCUGGACUACUGGGGCAUUGACGAGAUAUACCUGGAGUCGUGCUGUCAGGCUCGGUACCAUCAGAAGAAGGAGCAGAUGAACGAGGAGCUGAAACGAGAGGCGGAAACUCUGAGGGAAAGGGAGGGGGAAGAGUUUGACAACACGUGCUGUGCAGACAAACGAAAGAAACUCUGGGAUCUUCUCGAAAAGCCAAGUUCAUCACUUGCAGCAAAGGUCCUGGCCAUCAUAUCCAUCCUAUUCAUCGUGCUUUCGACGAUUGCCUUGUCCCUGAACACACUUCCCGAGCUGCAGGACAUAGAUGAGUUUGGCCAGGUAACAGACAACCCCCAGCUGGCUCACGUGGAGGCUGUUUGCAUUGCCUGGUUCACCAUGGAGUACCUGUUGCGCUUCCUCUCUUCACCCAACAAGUGGAAAUUUUUCAAGGGGCCCUUGAAUGUCAUAGACUUGUUGGCCAUCCUACCAUACUAUGUCACGAUCUUCUUGACGGAAUCCAACAAGAGCGUGCUACAGUUCCAGAAUGUGCGACGGGUAGUGCAGAUCUUCCGUAUCAUGCGAAUCCUUCGCAUCCUCAAGCUAGCACGACACUCCACUGGUCUGCAGUCUCUAGGCUUCACACUGAGACGUAGCUACAAUGAGCUAGGCCUACUCAUCCUCUUCCUUGCCAUGGGCAUCAUGAUUUUUUCUAGCCUGGUGUUUUUUGCUGAGAAGGAUGAGGACGACACCAAGUUCAAAAGCAUCCCUGCCUCCUUCUGGUGGGCCACCAUCACCAUGACAACGGUAGGCUACGGGGACAUCUAUCCAAAGACCCUCCUGGGAAAGAUUGUUGGUGGCUUGUGCUGCAUUGCUGGAGUACUAGUGAUAGCCUUGCCUAUCCCAAUCAUUGUGAACAACUUCUCUGAAUUCUACAAAGAGCAGAAGAGACAGGAGAAAGCCAUCAAACGAAGAGAAGCUCUGGAAAGGGCCAAGAGAAAUGGCAGCAUUGUGUCCAUGAAUAUGAAGGAUGCAUAUGCCCGCAGCACUGAGCUCAUGGAUGUGGUCAUUGAGAAAAAUGGGGAGAACAUGGGGAAGAAGGAGAAGGUGCAGGACAAUCACCUAUCGCCUACACGACUGAAGUGGACACCAAAGCGCACAGCCUCAGAAACAAGUUCAAACAAGUCACUGGAUGGGAAAAUCUCUGGCUCCCCAGACAAGGCCCGGCCAUGUAGUCCACAGAACCUCAGUGUACAGAAGCUCGAGGAAAUGUAUAAUAAGAUGGCCAAGACUCAAUCACAGCCCAAUCUCAACAGCAAAGACAAAGGCUCAUCGUUAAAAGCUGCCAAGCAGAAAGAUGAAAUUGAGAUGAGCAACAUCCUGGGCAGGGCUGACCCUCUGCUGACCACACCUGCAGGCAUUGUGGACAUGAGGAGCAUGUCCAGCAUCGACAGCUUCAUUAGCUGUGCCGCAGAUUUCCCAGAGAGCUCACGCUUCUCGCACAGCCCUGUUGCCAGUGGCUUAGUCAGUACCAGCUCCAGACCUGAAACCACCCUGGAACAUGAGCCUAUGCUAUCUCCCCGCAACACAAAGUCACACAAGCUUGGUUCUAUUCAAGAGAUAAGUGCCAAGUGUGAGGGCUCUCGACACAACAUUUUCUCUGAAAGCCCACGUGGUCUGUGCCUUGGGAACCCACUCAAGACCCGUUCCCUGAAAGUCAAUUUCAGGGCUAGGGACACUGGCCCCUCUCCUUUGGCACAGGGGACUGGUGCAGCUCAAUCUGAAAGCUCGGCUUUCUCAGAUCAGUCGCUUUUGAGUCCUGAAGUGUCUGUUUACACAACAGCCAGUAGUAAGACUCCACCCAAGUCCCCAGAGAGUCGCAUGCCUACAGUCUUCACCUUCCAUGACGCAUCAAUCAGCAAGUAUAUUGACGCUGACACUGACGACGAGGAUCACCUACAAGAUGGAUCUGAAUCUAGUCCCUCAAAGAGGCUGCUGAAGAGCACUGGUCCAAAGUUCAGCAUCAACAGCAACUAUCAACGGGGGGCCAACCACCUGGAGCUUUCCCAGAGGGUGCUGGGUCAGAACUGUGUCCUCCCAUCAGAGAAUCGCCUGGGCACAGGGCAGGAGAACCACGUGACUCAGAACGUGCGGGUUCCCCUGAAAGAAAGGUUCCGCUCCAGCAGCUACGACGAGAGCAUCUGAAAUUCAGGGGAUCUGGGCCAGAGAACAGGCUGGAACAAAAUGGGGUGGGAGGGAUGAGCAAGUGGAAUGACAUAAAAUAGACAUAUGAAACACACCAGGCGCUUUAUUGCAUGUCACAUCAAACUUCUGACUAAGACACAGGCAUAGCCAAGGUUCAGAUACUCUCUGCUUUGACUGGUGGGGGCUUUAGAAGUUGCAUGAGAACCUUCCCUCUCCAAUAUUCUCCUGCUCCGCCUUAUGGACAGAGCUGCACAGCCUGUGGAGCCAUAUAGCAGGACCGGGCAGGAUAGGAUGGCCAGAGCACAAGGUCCAUGAGAAGGGAAUAGAAAUAGGAGUGUCGCUGCGCUCAAAGGGAAUGCGUUUCACCCUGAGAUGGCUCAGUAAGCCUUAGUCUGCUGAAGCCCAUGCCACACCUUAGCUUAGGCACAAAUGAUAGGAGACUGAGUUUGAUGCAAUUGUGAUUUACUUUGUAGGUUUUUUUUGUCCUAAAAACUGGCCUUAGUUAUAUGUGUGCGUGUAUGCAUACAAAUGUUUAUUGUGUGUCUGUAUGGAUAUAUCUGGAGAUAUUUCAAGAUAUAUAUUCCAAUAUUCAUAUAAACACACCUCAACAUGAAUUUUAUCAUUAAUUUAACCUUUUAAAUUUAAUUUCAUGAAAAAUAUAAGAUAAUCUAUAGCAAAAUCUGCUUUCAUUGCCUGUUUUUUCAUGACUGUUUAUGUAAGUAGAAUUAUGUGUGCUGUUAUCAUGAAAGAGAUCUGUGCUGUGACUAGGUACAAAUGCUCAUAAUGCUCACAUUCGAUUCUUACCAUGUGUGACAUCAUCAGUAUGAUGCUUCUCAAAUUCUGGGUACACAGUAUAUGCACCUUUCACCUGUUUCAGUGUUUUCAUCAGUCUCACUGGGAGUCAGGACGAAAGGCCUACAAUGGCUUUUGUAAGGUUCCUGAGAUUCUGAACUUUAUCUGCAUUUUCCAAAUCAAGGCUCUCAGCCUUGCAUGGAAAAAACAACGCUUAAAAAAAGCACUGAAAGAAUUCUGAUUAUCAAAGCACUUAGCACUGAUUUAGGACAGCAGACGAGUUAUAUAAAAUAGUAUAUCAGGAAUAAUUUAAAUUAUAUAAAGAGAAAAACAUCAUAUGAUUAUUACUUUGAGAACUUGAAGAAGAGGACAGAUUUAUGUUUAGAAAAAGUAUCAAAAUGUAUAUUUUUGAACUAUUUUGUAAGGACCAGGAGCAAUUAUCAGAAAUUGUGAAAUCAUACUUAUUAAUGUAAAGAGAAAAUGACUUUAUGUUGUUCGCCAUCAUCUUCUGUCUCACAUUAAUCUGCUUUUUUGUGAAGAGCCAAAGAGAUUUUCUUUUCAGCUGGAUUGGGAGAGCGGCAGCAGCUAGUUAUGUCUGGCUCUAGGGUAACGUACACGGAUACACAGACUGCAACAUGAAAACUUCUGUCUGGCAACUCCAGAGCAGCAGAGGAGGAGAGAAAGGAAAAGCAGAAGUGAAACAGUGGAGGGUCUGCAUUGUAUCUCACAGCCAGAGAGUAAUUCAACAUUGCGCUGGAUGCAGUCCACAUCGAGGACUGCGGAGGGAAGAUCAGCCGACAGCUCCUCUGGACCAGCUUACUCUUCCUUAUGUGCAGAACACGUGUAUAUAUGUACACACUCUCACAUGCAUGCGUGAGCACACAAACACACGCACACACAUUUCCUUCGACUGUAUCUGAUCAUGUAAACAUCAUGACUAUCCCAAAUUCUCAUGCACUUUAUAAGAACUUUACUUUGAUAUUUCUAAAAGAAAUGUAUGUAGCAGCUCAUUUGAUGCACAGAGACAUAAUCUUAAAAAGAAAUCGUGACCUCAAGGUUUAUUUUUCCGCAUAUUUUUCUAUUUCUGUUGUACUUCUGUGCUUUGGUGUUAAAAUAGUACAGGAGAUAUUUUGUGCCUUGUGCUUCAAAGUCGUGAUGUUUUCCAAACAAACAAAUGUGUCAUGUUCCUUGCAAUCAGCCUUCACAUUAGGAAGCCCGAUUUGCAAUUAAAAAAUACAUCUCCUCAAGCGAACACCAAUAUGAAUGAAGGGCAGCCGGUAAUGUUCUCACAAUCAAUCCCAGGCAAAACGACCCACCCAGGUAGAGGAAAAUAUGCAAAAGCCAGUUUAGUUUCCAUGGCAACCUACAAUGGCUCGUAGUCACGGUGACAGUCCUUCCCAGUGCCCGUCCCUGUUAUUAUUCACCUGAUUCACCGACUGGCGCCUCAAGUGUCUUAUUUUCACACGGCAUCUAAUACAUUACUGCAGACUUACAGGCAAAUCCAGAAAUGCUUAUUCACCCAUGAGGUUCAGAAACACACAUUACUCUGCAGCCAGAUCUUUGGAGUCAUCGUGAGUUCAUGAUGGCGGGUGAGGUGGAAGCAAGAGGAAGCCCCUACGAUGAUAUCUUGGCACCCCUUCCAGAGUGGUCCCCAUUUUCCGGGGGCGGAACUCCACUGCCACAGUAUCCAGGCACAUGGAGUUUUCACUGUUUAUCGUGGCAUCAAUAAAACAUGCAAAAGGAACAUGUCUGUUGAGCUCUGAGGUCUAAGCCCUCUUGGCUGGAGAUGAAAGGUGUCAGAAAAAAAUGUAUCUUCCCCUUCACACUGUCACUCGCUGGUUGUUUCACAUCUGAUGCUUUAGCUGCUAUAUUUGAAUCUGCCAUCGUGGGUCUUGUUUACACAGGGCGGAGCACCAUCGACUAAUAGGGAAAAAUGUCAUUACACUUAACAGGAUUAACAUGCAAUUCAAUCUCUUUGGUUUGUAUUUAAACACUGCAUGCAUUUCUGGCUUAUUCCAUUCGACCUGCUCAAAGCUCCGGCCACAUUAUAAUCCGUUCAGGUUCCACGGCCCCAAAGGAAGGAGAAGCUAACAAAGAUGAAGAUAAUUGCCAUCAUUCGCCAGUUUUUGAUAAUUAUGUGUAUGUGUGUGCUGUUUCCUCCACAAAGAGCAGAAAGACUGUAAAGUCAGCUUUUGUGUCUCUCCAUCUAAUAAGCCAUCUUUUCUAUAAAUACCAGCAUGUGCUGGCAGGAAGAAGGAUUACACCAUUGAGAUGGGUUUGGUUUCACCCCUGCCUUUGGUGGUGGCUGUCUCUGAGCUCUUGAAAAUUAAACUUUUGUCAGAUGCAAAAUUUGGCCCGGUGCUUGAGUUGGAAGAGGGAGAGGUCAGCAGAACAGAAGGGAAAGCUCUGUGGUGUAAACACAUCUGAACCACACCUUCUUUUUUGUCAUCAAUCAGAAUUAAUGUAUGUCUAGCCCAGCACACGUUCCCUUAACACAUAGAUAAAAAGACCAUGCUAUUUAAUUAAUAAUAUAGAUAAUUUUAUUCAAAGUGAUGUACAGUUGAGAAAGUUGGGUCAGCCAGUCCCGGGUGCAACUGGAGUUAAAGGCCCCACUCAGGGCUCCAGAGGUGACAUCACAAUGCUGGGCACAAGAUUUGAACUGGCAGCCUUCUGGUCACCGGUACAGAGCCCCUGACCCUCAGAGCCACACAGCACCUCAUUAACAUACAGAGCAGGGACUUGGAAUUUAGUAAAACCUUUAAAAAAUCCGUUAGGUUUAACAAGGGAUCAAACAGUGUUUUCUAUAUGCAUCUAAAAAAAUAUUCCUAAUGCAUGAUUUGAUAUUUGCCGCUUGUCUGCCUUUACAUACAAUUUUUCCCCAUGUUCUUGUCACUGCUAUGUGAACAGAGAAGAUCAAUACUAUUUUCAUUGGUGUUUAAAGCAUAAAAUGUAUAAGCCAUCUAUUACUGGGUGAGGUGAUGCGGUGUGAUGGCAAUCAGUGUGCUGUGGCGAGCCCUGGCUGGAAGGCGAUGACAGACAGGCAGCCGCCCUGCUGCGCCUUCCCCUUCCUGCUGCGCCUUCCCCUUCCUGCUGCGCUGUGGCCCACACAGCUUCACACGCGCUUUCACACACUGCUUCGUCACGCUCCAGGUAAACACUGUGCUCCAGGUAGACAAGUAGGCGAAACAGACCCAGUUUGUGAGUCAAACAAAAAUUACAACAGUUAAUUCAUUUUUUACGUCAUCUGCUUCCCUCCUCCCACAUGAAACGUUCCUAGCUAAUAAUGGACUGUGACAAUGAUGCUGCUCCUUUGGAAGAUAUUUUCUUGAUGCCUGUUUGAUUGUUUCUUUUAUGGGCACUUUAUAUUAGUCAGCAAUAUCUCUCUCCUCAGAUGAGCUCAGCGUCUGGGCAUUUCCUAUCUUCAUUAGUGCACAAGACCGAUGCAUUGUUUCUCAAAAAGGAAGCAGACAGGCGCUGAAAUGUUAUAUUUUAAGCAGAAAGCACAAUCCUUGUGACUCGCUUUAUUUGGUUUAUUUGUUUUAGUAAAAAAAAAAACUGAAUAAAAAAAAGGGGAGCAGCCAAAUGUGACGUAUAUUAAUUAAUGACACAUUUAUCUUACCCACUAACGGCCAUCUCUUACAGAGACUCCACCCACCUGCUCGCCCACAAUGUCGUUUGUCAGUAUCAAGGUUGUUUGUUUUGUAUGGUUUCCUACCUUGUUUCUACCUGUCGACUUUCUAAACGGUUAUUUCUGUACGGUGUCACGUCUGUGGAUGCAUGAGAUGCUUUAGGUGGCGCCACCUACAGUUCCCAUACUGUCCUGCAAAGAAAAUGUCUAAAUGUCUGAGGGACUUUUUAUUUCUUUCUAAAGUGAU